Molecule: messenger RNA, 363 nt
Organism: Triticum turgidum subsp. durum (durum wheat)
Lineage: Eukaryota; Viridiplantae; Streptophyta; Magnoliopsida; Poales; Poaceae
Source: the annotation of a GenBank genome assembly
AUGCGUACUCAUCCCAAGGCAAGAAAGAUUCAUCCUUCUCGAAUCAUUACCAAUCGGUGGUUCUUUGUGCACAACUUGUUCCCAUACCCUGAAGCAAGCGUGUACCCGCCACCGAGCUCACAUGGCUACCAGACCCACCUUGGCGAAGAGAACCCUUCCUAUAACUGGGCAGGGCAACCGGCUCCAUCUGAUCGUGGACCUCACUUGUACAGCUACCAAGAUGAUCCUGACUGCCUCACCUUCCUGAGAGGAUGUGUUGCUACUACUGACUGCUACUACGAUUACCUGCUGAGACGUGUGUCUAGCCUUCUCCCCUUGGGUGAUUCCCGGGUACUCAAGUUGAACAACUUUGCUUGUGCCUGA